AUGGUGUUGUAUGACAGCCAGGCUCCAGUGUGUCCAAUCUGCCAGGUUCUGCUGAGGCCUGGAGAGCUCCAAGAGCACAUGGAGACCGAGAUGGAGCGGCUCGCAGCAGUUUGCCUCAGUAAGAACCCUUCACCUAAGGAUGGUCUUGUUACGCCUGGCACUCCCAAGUCAAUGCUGUUGUCGGUGCACAUCAAGCGCGAGGGCGAGUCUCCCGUGGUCUCGCCGCUGUCCAUUGAAGACGCUCAUCACUCCGACAGAUACCAGCUAGCAGACAUGGAGGAGGUGCAGAAGAGCAAAGAAACAUUUUUACGGGUUCGGGCAAACAGACAAACGAGAUUAAAUGCGCCUUGCCGCUCCGCUACGACUCCCCGCUCCGCUACGACUCCCCGCUCCGCUACGACUCCCCACUCCGCUACGACUCCCUGCACCGCGCGCUUCUACGACUCUCCGUUCCGCUACGACUCCCUGCACCGCUACGACUCUCCGCAGCGCUACGACUCCCCGCAGCACUACGACUCCCCGCAGCACUACGACUCCCCGCACCGCUACGAUUCCCCGUACCGCGCAACUCGCCGCAACUCGCCACAACUCCCCUCCCCGUGA
Knipowitschia caucasica is the source of this 603-nucleotide messenger RNA. The record is from the annotation of a GenBank genome assembly. Lineage: Eukaryota; Metazoa; Chordata; Actinopteri; Gobiiformes; Gobiidae.